AUGACUCAUCCAGUUGCCUUGACAGCAACAACAUCAUAUAGAAUAGCUGCACGGUAUUUCUCAACUUCUUAUGUACUAUGCGGUAGAAAGCCAAAUAUACAGAGACCAAGAAUCCCUGGAACAGAAAGGCGAAUAUUAGAUGCAGUAACGGUGCCUGUAUUACCUCCUGACACGAGACCACUGCCCCAACAAUGUUUUGAUGCCCUUGAACUCAAGAGACAGGCUAACACUUCAGAGUUGGGUGCAGCUUACCUGGCAUUUCGCCUCCAGCAGGCAAUAAAAAUGUUCAACGAGAACACCAUGGUGGUCAUUUGCCAUAAUAUUCCCCUGAUACCGCGUGACGCUUUCAGAGUCAAGGCCAAGAUUGUGACAGCUGGCAUGAAGAUUAUGUUUGCCAGGAACGACAUAGCACAGAAAGCCAUCGCAGGCACACGACUGAGGAAUCUUGAGCCAUUUCUUGUUUCAGAUAAUGUGUACAUUGUCAGUGACAAAAACCUGAUUCCUGAACUUGUUGCUUUACUGAAGAAGACACCAGAAUUGCAGCUUUUAGGUGGACUUGUUGAAGACCACAUCUUGUCCCGCGAUGAUAUAUUGAAUCUGGCGAAACUACCGCCCCUGGACAUCAUGCGAGGAGAACUGUUGAGCAUACUUUCUGCAUCGGCCAGCACCACGUCACGUCACCUCAGUGCACAUCAGGAGGAACUCUCUAAUAACCUAGAUCAGUUAGUUAAGCAAAGCGGGGAUUCAGGGGAAAAAUAG
Molecule: messenger RNA, 759 nt
Organism: Candidula unifasciata
Lineage: Eukaryota; Metazoa; Mollusca; Gastropoda; Stylommatophora; Geomitridae
Source: the annotation of a GenBank genome assembly